GGCUAGCGCUGGCAGUAUCCCUCUCUUUCCUGUGUUCCUUCCUUCUAACUCAUUUUCAUGUAUUUAAUGCAAUCUUUCUCACCAUCUCUCCCCUCUGCAAACUCCUGCAUCUUUUGAUAUAUUUUUUCUGCAACGUACACAAGAUUAAAGGAUGUUAUUUCAUCAUCGUCUCCUUUUCCUUUCACUUGUUUGUGCCUUUUGCCUCACAAUUUUUGCUUCUGGAGCCCCUCUUUUGGAAAACAGUGAAGUGGAAGCUUUAAAAGAUAUAGCAGAGUCACUAGGCAAAAAAGACUGGAAUUUCAAUGUAAAUCCAUGCAGUCAAGAAAAGAGUUGGGUUGCAGAAACCCAAGAUAAUGGAUCUGAGAAAAAUGUCAGCUGCGAUUGCUCCUUCUCCAGUGGCACUCUUUGCCAUGUAGUCUCCAUAGUGCUCAAGUCUGGAAAUCUGACCGGCACUCUCCCGCCAAACUUGACCAGACUCCCUUUUCUCCAACAAUUUGACGUCUCUCGCAACUAUCUCAGUGGCCCAAUCCCGCCAGUAUGGAGCUCCCUCCCACUCGUCAGCAUUUCCCUUCUUGGAAACCGGUUAACAGGUUCAAUUCCAAAAGAUAUUGCAAAUAUUAGCACGCUCAAAAGUUUAGUUCUGGAGUUCAAUCAGUUUUCAGGAGUUUUGCCUGAAGAGCUUGGAAAUUUAUCAAGCCUAGAAAGAUUGCAUCUUACCUCAAACAAUUUCACUGGGGAAUUGCCAAAAACAUUUUCUAAUUUGAUCACACUGCAGGAGUUUCGAAUUGGUGAUAACAACUUUAGUGGGAAGAUACCCGAAUUUAUUCAGAACUGGACAAACCUUAGAAGACUAGUUAUUCAGGGAAGUGGUUUGGAGGGUCCAAUUCCUUCUAGCCUUGCUGAUUUGAAAAAUUUAACUGACCUGAUAAUCAGUGACUUGAAUGGAAAUGAUUCAAGUUUUCCACUGCUUGAAAACUUGACCAAUUUGGGGACACUGAUAUUGAGAAGUUGCAACCUCUUUGGAGAAAUACCAUUAUAUCUCGGCAAUUUUACAAAUUUGAAAACUUUAGAUCUAAGCUUUAACAAGCUUAGUGGAGUGAUCCCAAACAUCUCUGCCAGUCAACCAAUUGCAACUUACAUAUAUUUAACCAGCAACUUUCUAACCGGAGCGGUGCCUGAUUUGUUGGUGAAAUCACGAAAGAAAGUUGAUCUUUCUUAUAAUAAUUUCACUGCUGGACUCUCAGAGGUGACACACUGCCAAAGUGAAGAUGUGAACUUGUUUGCGAGCUCUUCUAAGGCCAAUGACAUAACAGGAAUUGUUUCAUGUUUGAAGAGCUCCAAUUGUCCAAAAACUUUGAACUACCAUCUUCAUAUUAAUUGUGGAGGGAAAGAAGUGAUUGUUGAUGGAAAUACCACAUAUGAAGCUGAUACAGAUAAAGCCGGACCUUCAAAAUUCUUCACUAGUAGAACUUAUUGGGGAUUUAGCUCCACUGGCCACUUCCUGGAUGCCCAAUCUGCAGAAACUUAUAUUUGGGAAAAUACAUCUGUACUGUCAAUUAAUGAUUCCAAGGCCCAGCUAUACAAGCAAGCCCGUCUUUCUCCCCUGUCUCUUACCUAUUAUGGAUUUUGUCUGGGAAAUGGAAACUACACAGUCAAACUCCACUUUGCAGAGAUAAUGUUCCCUGAUGACGAAACAUAUAGCAGCUUGGGCAGGCGCAUAUUUGAUGUUUACAUUCAGGGAAAGCUGGUGCUCAAGGAUUUUAAUAUCAAGGUUGCAGCUGGCGGUGUUGGUAAGGAAAUUAUGAAACCGAUAUUUAAUGUUUCUGUCACCAGCAAUACUGUAGAGAUCCGUUUCAUCUGGGCUGGGAAAGGAACAACUGCUCUCCCCAUAAAAGGAGUUUAUGGUCCUCUUAUAUCAGCCAUUUCUGUUGAUGCUGAGCAGUACUCCCCUUCAGAAAAUAGUAGUAGUAUAUCUGCUGGGACAAUCGUUGGAAUUGUGGCUGGAGCAGUGGUUACUAUUUUCCUGAUUUUGGUUAUCCUUUGGUGGAAAGGCUGUCUGAGAUGGGAGAGUACAUUGGAGCAAGAGCUCAAGGGUCUGGACUUGCAUACGGGUUCCUUUACUCUGAGGCAAAUUAAAGGUGCGACAAACAACUUUGAUGUAGCUCACAAGAUUGGAGAAGGUGGCUUUGGUCCAGUUUACAAGGGCACCCUGGCUGAUGGUACUGUAAUUGCUGUUAAGCAGCUAUCUUCCAAAUCAAAGCAAGGAAAUCGAGAGUUUGUGAAUGAGAUUGGCAUGAUUUCUGCUUUGCAACACCCAAAUCUUGUAAAGCUUCAUGGAUGUUGUGUUGAGGGAAACCAAUUAAUGCUAAUUUAUGAGUACCUGGAAAAUAACAGCCUUGCUCGAGCUUUAUUUGGUCCAGAAGAGCAUCAGUUGAAAAUGGAUUGGCCAACAAGGCACAAGAUCUGUGUGGGUAUAGCAAGGGGUUUGGCUCAUCUCCAUGGAGAAUCAAGGUUGAAGAUUGUCCACAGAGACAUCAAGGCCACUAAUGUGCUUCUUGAUAAGGACCUGAAUCCCAAGAUAUCUGAUUUUGGUUUGGCCAAACUAGAUGAGGAGGAAAACACCCACAUAAGUACUAGAAUUGCUGGAACACUUGGGUACAUGGCACCAGAAUAUGCAAUGCGAGGUUAUUUAACUGAUAAAGCAGACGUGUAUAGCUUUGGAGUCGUUGCCUUGGAAAUUGUUAGCGGAAGAAGCAAUGGUAGUUUCCGACCAAAAGAGGAAAGAGCAUAUCUUCUUGAUUGGGUUCAUGUCUUAAAAGAAGAAGAAAACUUGAUGGAGCUAGUCGAUCCAAGGUUGGGCUCGGACUUUAAUGAGAAAGAAGUGAUGGCGGUGAUCAAUGUGGCCCUUCUAUGCACUGCUACCUCUUCUGCUGUUAGGCCGACAAUGUCUGAAGUUGUAAGCAUGCUUGAAGGAUGGGCUGCUGUUCCAGAGUCGAUUCCACGCUCUAGUGACUCCAUUGAAGAGGCCAAGUUCGAAGCAAUGCGAAACUAUUAUAAAUGCAGUAGAGAACAAUCCAAUAACGAGAGCCAGAGCCAGAGUAAGUCGACUGACAAGCUGUGGACGGGUUCUUCGACAUCUGCAUCUGAUCUUUACCCAGUCAAUAUUGAUUCGGAUUAUUUGGUUGCUGGAAACUAGUGAUUAGAAAAUAGUUGAAACAUGAAAGCAUGUUAAGGUAAUACAAUUGUAUACAAUUUAGAGUUAAUUUGGUUGGAGUAAUUUUUUACGUUAAAAAAUAAAAGACUAUUGAAAGAAUAAAUUAUUUAAAAAAUUAUUUGAUAUAAA
Molecule: messenger RNA, 3343 nt
Organism: Mangifera indica (mango)
Lineage: Eukaryota; Viridiplantae; Streptophyta; Magnoliopsida; Sapindales; Anacardiaceae
Product: probable leucine-rich repeat receptor-like serine/threonine-protein kinase At3g14840
Exons: 24
Coding region: 152-3196 (1014 amino acids)
Biological process (GO): protein phosphorylation
Molecular function (GO): ATP binding; protein binding; protein kinase activity
Source: RefSeq, a predicted model, not a curated record